This is a messenger RNA of Colossoma macropomum (tambaqui), 1473 nucleotides long. It is a transcript of the gene bfsp2, whose product is annotated as beaded filament structural protein 2, phakinin. Gene Ontology annotation, cellular component: intermediate filament. Gene Ontology annotation, molecular function: structural molecule activity. NCBI's taxonomy places the organism in Eukaryota, Metazoa, Chordata, Actinopteri, Characiformes, Serrasalmidae. Bases 1 to 1326 code for a protein of 441 amino acids. The transcript has 8 exons. Gene Ontology annotation, biological process: intermediate filament organization. The record is from RefSeq and is a predicted model, not a curated record.
AUGCCUCUGCCAAGACGCCGAUCCUCCUUUUUGGGCCAGGCUAGCACGGAGCGGCCGGGCGGCGUGGGCCGGGUGAGCACGGGUGGCACCACAGCGCCCCGGGGCGUCUUUGUGGGCACCGCGCCCCCCAUCGUGAGCCAAACACCCGCCAACCUUGGUGCGCGCGUGUCCCGCAGGGCGCUGGGCAUCAGCAGCGUCUUCCUGCAGGGCCUGCGCAGCACCACCAGUGCCCCCGUGCUGCCCCAGCCGAGAGACCGGGCCCACCAGCAGCUGGGCUUUGACAGCCUCAAUGGCUGUCUGCUGGAGUACCGCGACAAGGUGCGCGCCCUGGAGCAGCUCAACCAACAGCUGGAGGAACAGAUCCGGAGCUGCCUGGACCGCAAGGCCUCCAGCGCUGAGACAUGGGGGUCCCUGAGGAAUGAGUGGGAGGACGUCUACAGACAGGUGAGCGAAGCCAUCCUGGACAAUGCUCGACUUAUGCUGCAGACAGAAAAUGUCCAGGCCAAUGCUGAAGACCUCAAAGACAGGUUUGAGAAUGAGCAGCCUUUCCGAAAGGCGGUGGAGGAGGAGAUUAGCUCACUCUACAAGGUGAUUGAUGAUGCUAACCUGACCGCAAUGGACUUGGAGAACCAGAUUGAGUCCAUGAAAGUUGAGCUAAUAGACCUCGCCAGAAACCAUGAAGAGGAUGUAAGAGAGCUGUAUAACCAGAUGGCAGGUCGUGACGUUGAUGAACCUGAUGCACCUAUUGAAACCAGUCUGGAACAGAUCCUGGCCUGUAUCCGUUCCCACUGGGAGAAGGUCAUAGAGAAAAACCGUACCGAGACUGAUGCUUACCUGGAGUGCAAGCAGACUGACUGUGUGAACAGUAAGCUGAGUCGAGAGGAGGAAGAGCUGGAGAGUCUGAAGACAGACUGCAAUGAUGCUAGCGUAAAGAUCCAGAGCCUACAGGCUGAGACAGAGUCUAUGAGGGCACUGAAACGGGGCCUGGAGAACUCCCUGAAUGAUGCCAAGCACUGGCAUGACAUUGAGCUGCAGAACCUGGGUUCUGUCAUUGGGAAGCUGGAGGCCGAGCUUUCGGAUAUACGUGGGGAGGUCGAGCAGCAGCGGCGCGACUACGAGACUCUACUCAACAAUAAGAUGAGGCUGGAGCUGGAGAUCGGAACGUACCAUGGAAUCCUGGACGGGGAGGAGAACAGAUACCACCCUUCAAUGUGCCCAGGUGGUUCUGCAGAGCCAGAAGGAGCAACAGCUUCUCCUCAGCCUACUUCUGAACACGCGGGGGAACCACAGCCUGAAGAUCCUAAAGAGAAAGAGAAGAAGAAAUGAAUCCUCUCCCUCACAAGCAUGGCUCCAGCCCUACGCCGCAACUGCAGAGACAUUUCCAGAAAAUGCUUGAUUUUCAUUUGCAUUCCUUCCCUUCUGCUCUAUUGCUUGUAUAGUUCUCAUUGCUAUUUUACAAGUUAAGAGUUUGAU